Molecule: messenger RNA, 1131 nt
Organism: Sceloporus undulatus (fence lizard)
Lineage: Eukaryota; Metazoa; Chordata; Lepidosauria; Squamata; Phrynosomatidae
Product: B-cell differentiation antigen CD72-like
Exons: 7
Coding region: 119-1105 (328 amino acids)
Cellular component (GO): plasma membrane
Molecular function (GO): transmembrane signaling receptor activity
Source: RefSeq, a predicted model, not a curated record
ACAGCUUUUCCUGCACAAAGAGCACACCAGAGACAGCCAUCCACCCACCGUCCAGCCAGAGUCUUCUCUCGCCAGUGUCCAGCGAAGCCCUCCUCCGGCCCUCUGCCUUUGCUCUGGCAUGGCCCAGGGAGUGACCUAUGCUGACCUGAGGUUUGUGAGGAGCCCUCCGGAGAAGAUCCCGCAGGAAGGGAACAAAGGGGAAGGGGAGCUCACCUACGAAAACAUCAAGGGUCCCAGGCCCUCGGAAGGAGAGGAGACCCCCAAGGAGAGCAAAGAGUCCAGUCCAUGGGUCAAGAAGGCCGCCCUGGGCCUGCUGACCACCUGCCUCUUCUUCCUGGCCACCGCCGUGGGAUUUGGGAUCCGAUACUGGCAGGUCUCUGGUCAGCUCAGGUGGGCAUCCCAAGACCAUGCUGACCACACCAGUGUCCUGGCGCAGAUGGUCAGUGCCCAGGAUGAGAGCCUGGCGGAGAUUGAGGUCCAGCUGCGCCAGGCCAAGACGGACCUCAACUCCACCCGGGAGACCCUUCGGAAGAACCAGGCGGCCAAAGAAAUGACCCAGAAGCAUCUGGAGAAGAUGGAAGAACAGCUGAAGGAAGCCAACCGCAGCCUGGAUGCCGCAAAGCGGGAGAAGGAGCGGACGGCAGCCGAGUUGCGCCAGGCCACGUCUUGCCAAAAGAUUGGCUGCUGCCCUGAAGGAUGGAGGCUCUUCCGCUGGAAAUGCCUCUGGGUCUCCUCCGGGCCCAAGAGCUAUUGGGAAAGCCAGGAUGAAUGCCAAAGGAAAGCCUCUCAGCUGCUUGUUCCAAAAGCGCCUUGGGACCCCAGAGGACUCUGGGAGGCUUUGGGGGCAAAGGCUUCUCUGCCGCCCGACGAAUACUGGAUCGGACUCAAAAGAACCUGGUCUGAAGAGAAGUGGAGAUGGGUUUUCCUUUGGGUCGAUGGGUCGCGCUACGAAGGAGCCCUGGAUCCCUAUCAACACACUGAUCCCGCCUGCUUCAAAGUGACCCAGGGGAACCUGGUGCGAGAUUCCUGUUCACACAACCAUCGAUUCAUCUGCGAAAGGCCAGCCAGCUCCACGCGGCCGGACCCAGACCCCAGACCCUUUUAGGCGGAGGGAGGUCAGAGGGGCCCCAA